Molecule: messenger RNA, 1125 nt
Organism: Penicillium roqueforti
Lineage: Eukaryota; Fungi; Ascomycota; Eurotiomycetes; Eurotiales; Aspergillaceae
Exons: 5
Coding region: 1-1125 (374 amino acids)
Source: RefSeq, a predicted model, not a curated record
AUGUUAUUUUCUUGGAAUUCUGGCUUUUCAGAUGAUAGAGUCUUGAGCGAAAGUGUCACGCUAGCGGACCGCUCUAGCGGAUCAGCGAAUGACGCUGGAUAUAGCGCUAGCGCUUCUAUCGACGAUGAAUCAUCAAAAUCUAAGUCGGACCCAGGUGUGAAGCCCUUACCGAGAAGCGCUCAUACCCCUGGGCUCUGCUGGGUGUGUCGCCGCCCAUUUCAGCUUUCUACUGAGUUCCAAGACAAUUGGAAGUGCUUCCAUCAACCCGUUGUCAGCAACGACAGUGAACUUCCGCCACCGAAGAGGUUUACCGCAGAGGAUCAGCCCGCCAUGCAUGCUUGCUGUUGGGAAAUCACUUGCAAGGUCUUUGAGUGUUCAAGUCUGAACAUGGCUCGUCGCGAAGAUUUGAUCCGCUGUCUCUAUUACAUGAGCAACUUUGCUGAAAUUACUCCUUUUGACUCCGAGACUAAUGCUCUUGAUUUGGAGCUAUUCACUGAUCCAGACUCUGUACCUUCUCCACCGGAAGAAGAGAAUUCUCAACUUGAAGUUCUUCUUUCUGAAGUUCUAGGGUUGCUCCAUGAAAAGGAUGGCCCAAUUGGAAUCGAUAAGCUACAGAAAAUCGACCCAUGCUUAGCGCAGUGGAUGAAAAUGGCAAAUUCGUAUUCUAUCAGGAUGAGCCGGUGUCCAAAUGUGAGACUUCUCUUGCAACGCGUGGUGAAAAAUCUCAGGCAAAGUGAUGCCUCUCGAUUUCCGAAGGCAUACAACUUCCGCGUGGCAUGGUACAAUGUCCAAGGGGUGAUUGAUGCCAUGGAAAACAUACCUCAGCCUAGGAUGAUCUUGCUCGAUUCUCGAAUGAAGGGUCGGGGACAAUACGCCAGAUAUCGCUGUGUGAUGGGAAUCCCAUUGGAUCUUGUCCAAUUGCGAACCCUCUUGCGCGUGCGGUCCAUCUUCCAGUUCAAGUUCAAACACGGUGGUAAGUGGGACCACAUAUGGAAUGGAGAGCCCGAGCAUGCCUGCGAUGACGUACAAAUUGAUUGGAAUGGGUCAGCACAGGACCUUGUGUUCCAUUACGACACGCUUCGAAAAGACAUCAAAAAGGUUGUCCCAAGGUUGCAGUUGAAAUGA